Molecule: messenger RNA, 12351 nt
Organism: Octopus bimaculoides (California two-spot octopus)
Lineage: Eukaryota; Metazoa; Mollusca; Cephalopoda; Octopoda; Octopodidae
Source: RefSeq, a predicted model, not a curated record
AUGGAAUCUUCUUCCAAACCAGUUUCCAAUGAAGAUGGAAAACAUCAGUCUAAACUCGUGUCCAGUUCCAGUUUUGCAAACAAAGAAGUCGUUAGCAACACGUCCGGCAGCGGUCAGGGGUCAGACCAGAAGGCAAUCAACGGCAACACUGCAACGGUUGUUGAUAACACUCAUAAUGCUUCUGCUGCAGCAGUACCUGUUGCGACUCCUCUUGUUGUUGUAACACCUGAACGAAACGAAGCAACUCCAAAGACUAAUGUCGAUUACAGUCUCAAGGUGGAAAAUAAUGCCAACGAUGAGUUGAAGGAAUCCAAGUCCACAGCUUUAUCAAUGGCCAAUUUCAAACAUACUGACCUGGCUGAAUUGCUAAAGAACCCGGUCCUUACACCUUCAUAUCAAGUGACAAGAUUGCAGUUGCUGCAAUCACACCUGGAAGCGGCAUGCAGAAAAAGAAACAGUUCUUUUGCUAACGGCGAUUUGAAAUCAGGAGCAAGAGUGAUUGCUAGUCCAAGUGUCUUCAAAGCCGAUGCCAAUUCGAUGAUAACUCUGAAGAACAUCAAUUCCUACUUGGAAAUCGAGGAUACGAAAGAGAUCGAUGCUGGCACUAAUGGCUUAUUACAGAACCAACAACUUCAGUCACAUCUGAUGCAGAUGAACUUCGAUGUGAAUAUUGAUUCAAAUAUUAGCGAAUCCAGUGACAGACUGCAGUACUGUGGUGUUAUAAUGCCGAGUACAUCACAAGAAAGACUAAAUGUUAUUGGUCCGAAUCCGACUUCGAUCCUCAAUCAUUUCAGUGCAGAAUCGGAGAAAUUGUGUGAGAUAGGUGGGUAUCCACAAGGCAAGUUCGAUAUCUACAAAGUUCGAUCUGUGAAACUGGAACAAACACUUUAUAAAGAGACGUUAUCAGUGAAAAACGACACGAAAUCAAGCGAAAGCAUAAACGAAGAUGCUGAGAAUUUGAGUGAGGAAAAUAGCGUUGCUAAUAAAGAGGUGCCUGCGAAAAAAAUCGAUAAAGAUUCCGAGGUUGUGAGGAAAGAAGUGAUUCCAGAACUAACGAACGGUUGUUCGGAAAGCAAUUUGGAUAAGUCGAGGUCGAUUAACAAAUUAGGUGUAGGAUUAAAAAUGUUGUUGUCUCGGUGGAGCAACAAAGUUAUUUUAAAACUGGAAAAUAAUGCUUCUGGUGCAAACAAACGUUCUGGGAAAAGUUUUGUUAGAAAACAAAACGAUAUAGUAGCUGGAAUUCCUCGUGGAUCGAUCGAUGAUCAAGGAAAAAACACAAACCAAAAUUCACCAAAAUAUAACAGCGAUGUUGUAACUAGCGAAACAUUAAAAGAAAACAGCGAACAAGUUCAAACUAAUAUCGCAGAUGUUUCAAAAGAGAAAAAUGAAGAUGACGCGUCAGCGGAGAUAAUGAAUAAUGAUGAAAAUUCACAUAAAAACAGCGAAAAUGUACAACAAAGAGAAAGCGAUAUCCUUUUCAAUGAAGCUACAAUACUAAAUGGUGAUGGUAAGCCAGUUAUUGUGGGGAAUCCAUCACAAAACAAUUCUAAUGACUGUUUAGCAAUGUCCUCUCCAAUUACAAUGAAGAGCACAUCAAAAACAAAACGAAACGAAACAAAAUACAUAGAAAAGCUCCCAAAAGAAAUUAAUUGCAUUAACGAUCCUGAAAAUGACAGUAAAACAUGCAUGGACGAAGAAGAGCUUACAAACACCGAAGGGGGUAAAUUAUCCGGUGAAAAUACAAAGAAAUGUGUUACUUAUGUUUUUAUAAAAGCCAAUCCCGACUUGCAGCUCGAUGACAGAACCAAGUGUCUGUCUGAGCAAAAUAGAGUUCCUGUAAUAUGCCAGAAAAAUUCACAUCCGAAAUAUCACGUGGUCAGUUCAGAACAUCCAAAUUUUAUAAAAUACUCGAAUGGAAACAGUGAGUCUUCCAUGGAAAUAAUGUCAAGCAAAGAUACUGCGAAAAUAAAGGAUAGUUUUCCUUGUGUUGAACAAGUAUCACAAGAACAACACCAGCAACAAACGCCUGAAUCGUUUGAUAAAACGGCUAUUUCAGUUAAGUUCCCAAUCGGUGAUGAGUUAUUUAUACCAAAAAUGUUGCCUUGUAGUCCGAGUGUAGACUUAGUUCGAAAUCCCUAUCAAACAAACAGCAUCCAAAAGAGUUCAAAGGUUCCAGCUGUGACGUUACAGGCAAGUGAUGCCGAUAACACUCUUGAGAUUAAAGAAAAGAUUUCUCUUAACGUGGAAGGAAACAAUUUGUUGUUGCUUCCAAAAUGUUUUUCUAAAUCGUGCGAUAUCAUCUCAAACAGUAACAAACUUUCGUUAGAAAACGGCGAACCUAAAUAUGAUUGUGGUGUUAACAUUGAGCUUUUGAACGGUAAUAAUUCCAACACGAAUAUUAACCAAAAGACAACUGGAUGUGCUACAGGGCCAGUUUCGAAAAUCGAUAGCUUUGCUAUAAGAAAAGAAUCCUUUGCUGGAUUCGAUCAAGAAAUGCUUCCGUUAGGAUCAGAAAUAAUUCAAACAAAUAGUUCUUUAAAAUGUCCAUUGAUAAGCAAAAAGGAAAAUAUUCUCGACAUUACAAAAGAAAACGAUACAGGUUCGUUACCCAGUAGUUCUACCCCUGGGACAAUUAACAUUCUCAUUAACAGAAAUUCUGAACAAAAUCUAACCAAAAGACUACCUGAAAAUUUGAGUAGUAAAUAUGAAAUGAUUACAACGUCCCAGGAUAUUCUCAAUGAUGGUCUUACAACUAAUGACAAAAGCAUUCGUUCUGACUUGCCAGAAUCUGACGAAACUGCAUGCUUCGCUGACAAAGACGCGAGAAACGAAACGGAUUCUAGCGGAGAUCCAUGCAAGACUAAAAAAAUCAAUGUUCCCAUUUUCGCAUUUGAAAAGACCAAACUGAGGGAUAUUAUUUCUCUCUUGGGUUGUAAGCUGAUAGAAACAUCAAAUUCUUCAAAAUGCCAAUUUUCGAAUAAUUCGAAGGCCAGCCUGGAAAAUAAUAAUGAAAUAAAAGAAGGAACGAUUAACCCAUAUGCUUGUAAACUAGAAAAUCGAGCAGAAUGCAAACCAGGAUACAUCGUUAGUAUUUCGCCAGAAGACAAGUUGAAGAAUUUGACCGAUAAUAACGGGUCGUUAGUACAAACAGAGAAAGAGGAAGUUUUCAAAGAUGGAACUGUGUCUUCAAAUUUCGAAACCAGUGAUGCAACAGCAAAAGACGGCAGUAAGGUACUUCAACUAGAAAAUGCAGACGAUGCUUUAAAACCAAUGACAAAAGAAACCGUAUCGAAAAAAGAUACCUCAGCUACAAAAGUCUUUGAUGAAAGUUACACGUUGAAGAAAGCGGGGGUUUUGUUUGCAUUAACCGAUAUGAUUGGAAGUGGAACUAAUCGUUUAGCAUUCUCUGACGUAGUGGAUGCUGAGACAAGUCGUACAAGUUCCUCGGAUGUUUCAAAUGAUGCAAUAAGCAGAGACAACGGUCACAUAAGUACGUCUGGUUCGAAUUUGGAUAAAAAUUAUAAAUCUAUAUCUAACGACGGCAACGGAGAUAAAAACUGUGGCGAUUUAUCUGCGAAAUAUGCACAGAAAACCCAGACAAAAAUUAGUGUAGAAGAAAAUGAAGAAACCAAUGUUGCUACUUCGGUAAAACGACAAAAUAGCACCAAUUCUUUCGGUUUUAUUGACGAUCGAAGUUCAAACGUCAAGAAUAAUGAGUCGAACGAGCGACUUGCGAGGAAUAAACGCUCAGAGGAAUUUACUUUCGAGAUACCACGAUUUGCAUAUUUCUCAAUUGAAGAAAUGGACAACAAGCUAAUAGAAACAGACAAAAGUAAGUCUUUACCGAAGAUGACAAAUUAUAGAAUUUCCCUUCAAAAGGAACUGUUAUCCCCUUCCUCUGGUCCUAUUGGUGAAAGUGGAUUCCGAGAGGAGAAUUCGAAUACUUCCCUGCGAAUCGAAGGUAAAUUAACCGGUCAGGAACGCUGUUCGAUCACGAAGAGAGUUUGCGGUUUUAUUAGCGGUAAAUACGGUAUGAACGGAAAUGGAGACGGUGGCCAUCGUAGAAGAGAUAUCAGAGUCCAGUUUGACGAAGAAGAGGUGAAUAUAUACAGCGAACGAGCAGACGGCAUUACAAGUUAUAUACGACCAAAUCAAAUGAAUGAUGUGGUUUUAACUGAAAACUUAACCUCUUCAGAUUUGCCAGAGAAGAUUAAAGCUUCCUUUUGUACCACGGAAACCGAUUCAGCUAGCGGCGUCAUUUCGUUAAAUAGUUCGCAAAACCUAUCAGCAGAACAGUUGAAAGACGCUGUUGUUAUAGAUAAUGAUUUAAUUGCUGCUUCGGUCGUUGACAAAAUAACUUGUAACCAGAACAAUUUUGGUGUCGACAAUUUUUUCUAUGAUCCCCUAGCGUACAUUAUUGAAAGUAUGCCGUAUUCUUUAGUCGAUGGUUGUAUUGGAGAAGAAGAGAUUUUUUGUAAAGAAAGCAAAAUAAAGGGGGACAUGGAAUCAAUUGGUGAGGAACCAAUCAAAACAUUUCCCGAGAAAAACACAAUGCAAACUGUAACCAGUAAGAUAAUAGUUAAAGAUACCAGCAACCUUUUGGAAGAAGAAGCAGCGAGAAAAGAUCGUGAAGAAUCUCAACUUACUUUGAACACAGGGCAAAAUGAAAGUUCAAAAGAGAAGGAGUUUAGUUAUUUUGAACCUGAAAGUAAUGAUGGCGGAAAAGAAAAGACUAGCGUUGUGGAGUUACCAAACAGUCUGCCAACAAAAUUAAAGAUUAACCCGACAGACGUUGCUCUGUAUAACUCGGUCGAGUCAUCAAAUGUAGACAAAAAUAUAGUUUUUGAUAUAUCUGACAAUACUGUAUCAAAUAGCGAUUCAUUAAAUAGUAUUACUGUAUCAAACGGCACCAUCUCGAGCGGAGAUGUCGCAUCACGUGAUACCUUCGUAAAUAACGUCCAAUCAGACGAUAGUAACUCAAGUGUCGCCUCUAGCAGCGUCGUAUCGAACGAUAUUAGGACGAAUAAUAACAUUUCACGUGUUUGCUCUUCAAUUAAUGCCGUAUCGAACGGUAAUGCAGGAAAAUGUGUCGCCUCAGACAUUGAUGUGCCAACAGUUCCGUUAACAAAUGCAGCCGCCUUAUCAAGUAAUAUCGCAUCGAACAAGUAUGUGAUGAAAUAUGAGGAAGGUUCUGCAAAUAACACAAAGUGUUCAGCCAUCGCAGACAAUGACGUCACCACAUUUCCAGUCGGUGAUACGAGGAAUAUUUCUACAGAAGUUGCAUGUAGGACAAAAGAUAUUAAUUUUUCAUUAUCAAACACCAAAACAGCGAAGUCUAGACAAAAUUCCAUUACCAUUUCACUGGAUGAUGUUGCAACCACACACCACUGUCGUGAUCGUGAAGGAAACGAAGAUAUUGCGUACAUACAAGAAAAUUUAGCAAGAUAUAUCAUGGAAAAUGUUGCAAACAUCAGCUAUCCGAAACCUAGUGAUUUGAUAGGGAUUGGUUAUAAUUUCGUUAACACUAACAACGAUCCAAUAGAAAAAGCGUUUAGAAGCCAUUGUACAGAAAUGUAUAAAAAUACGAAAGCAACGAGUACGUCGCCCGAAAUGUUAGAUAGUGCCAGGAACUCUUCCAAAGUUACGCCAUUCCACAAAACCGUAGAAAAUUGCUUGGAUUUGGUUAAAAUGGACAUUACAAAUGUCUCUAAAACAAGAAUUGGUGUAAAAGACUAUGUAACAUGUCUUGCAAUAAACGUCGGUGAUAACACAUGUUAUAUUCAGAAAAAUACAAUACAACAAGCGCAACUGAAAAUGGCAAACAAUACGACUGAGAAGCUGUUGGUGAACAUCUCUGACUUUAUUAAAGAACAAAACGAUGACAAUGACACUCGUAAUGCGUCUAUCAACGACCAAGAUCAAAACAGCCUCUGUUUUAAGACAGUUUCGGAGGGGAAACCAUUACAAGAAUUCCCUGAGACUAUUUCAGAGAAGAUUUUUGAACAAAAAGAAAGAUUAGUUGCCGUCGUGACAGCGAAAAAGGCUGAAAAAAUUUAUGAAAUAUCAGAACAAAAUACGAUCGAACUAGGACAAAAUGUAAAUGGUAAACUUAAAGUUUAUAAGAAGAAUCAUUCAAAUGGCAUUGAAGAAAUGCUGAAAAUUUCUAGCGAAGAAAAAGUGCAAGAAGCAUCGAAUUCUGGAGUUGUAUCAGAAAGGAAUUGUCCAACUGAAUCUCCUGGCAACAAUACUCAGAACUCAACUGUUAUGCAGACUUCUAAUGGGAAUGAAGAAGAAACUGAAGAAAUCAAUAAUCCUUCAAUACAGGGGUUGAAUUGCCAGUUCGAUACUAAUCAAAAUGAAAAAGUUUCAGAAACAAAGCAAGCAAAAGUUAUUUCUGAUUCAAAGACCAAAAUUACAAUCGAAUCUGUAUUGAUUGACACCAAUCGAUCUCUUCCAAAUGGAAACCGAAACGUGUGUGAUUCGAACACCAAAUCGCAAGCGUUGCAUGAUGCAGUUAAUGGUAUACCAUCAAACAUAGUUACCAUCCAGUCUACAGAGAACGCAGAUGUAAAUCCGCCAAAUAUUACAAGACAGUUUACCGUUGAUGAAAAUACAAAAGGGGAGCCGUUUGCUGUCGCUAAAGAUGAGGUAAAACAUAACACAAACGAAACAGCAACAGGCAGAAACAUCGAAGGAGAUUCUGCUUCUUGUAACACUCUUCGUAUUAACGUUUCGAACCCAGAGAAACAAAACAGCGAAAUUACAUCAGGAAAUGUCCAAAAUGAUUUUGGAAAUAUCUUAAAGACAAUUACAAGAAAAACAUCCACUCAGGCCGAUGAUUCUGUUCCGUUGGAUGAAUGUGUAACAGAAAAACCGGAUAUUGUGGAGCACAUUUGGGUGAAUACAGUACAAAACCGAGCAGAUGGCGCUGAUAGCAGUAAUGGAAUCUCAAAUAUUUGCGAUACUAAAAAAUCAACUAUUAUAUCAGUUCACAGAAAUGUUUCUACUUCCGGUCAUGAAAACACUUCAAUGAAAGAAGUCGUGGAAAAGAAGGAAAUAUUACAAAUAUCCCAUAACGAGGCGAAUAGCUCUAAAUUUAAUUUCGAUAAAGAAAUUUUGGAUCAAAUUAUUGAAACGAACACAUUCCCCAUGCUGUCAGAGAACAGCUUCGCCUAUAGUUUCAGUUCUAUUCUAAACCCUUUGGGAACUAUAGUUAUAAACUCUUCGAAUUCUACAUCAGGGAAUAGUAGUCCGGAGUUAAAUAAAGACACAGCUGUUCCAACAAAAUGUGAAGAAGCAAAGGAAAUACCAGAUGAGCAAACAAACGAAAAGCAGUCGGAAUAUAUGACCAGUGUAACUAAAACAAAUGGACAACAACGGCAACAACCAAAUCAACAACAAUCAAAAACUGUCUCUGGUGGGAAAUUACCAAACAUUUUUGAACGUAAAAAAAGUUUCAGUCAAUCUACAAAAUAUACGUCUUGUAGUCCGUUUCAAGAAAAUAACCCUGAAAAUAAAAAGACUGCAGCAACAGAUCACAUUAAGAAUGAAACAAGGAAUUACUUUGCUAAACCUUAUGAACAAACUGACAGAAAACCUAUAAUGGUUGCAGCACCCUGUAAGAAUAUAUCGAAUGACAGGGCCACAUUACCUCUGAAAUCUCCCAGAUCUACAACAAAUAACAAUGAAAACUCUCAAACACUAGGGCAGACGACCAAAGUUCGUAGCAAAGUAUUUCAAAGUAGUGAUGCUAGUCAUUCAAAAUAUGGUAAAAAUAAUUUACAAGUUAGAAAGAAUCCGAGCGAUGUAGAAAACGCUACGAAACUGGAUAAACCGAGAAGCAAUAUUCCAAACCGUAAGACGGCAACCGACGGGGAGAUGGAGAAACUCGCCAUUUCAAACACGUCGAAUAACAUCGCAAACACAUAUGCGAUAUCAGAUAAAAACAAGUGUAGCAUCGCCUUUUCUAAGCCAAUCGAUACAAUUCAGACAUCGAUCAGCAAUAAACAAUUAAGUACCAAAGAUUGUCAUAUUAAAAAUGCGAAAUGUAGGAAUUGUGUGAAAAGUAAUUCAUCCUUUUUACCAAAAAUCGGUUCAAGUGUAUCAGAAUCAGAAAUGAAAAAACGAAGGAAUAUUUCCGAUAACGACUCUAAAAUGCCUGAAAGUCACACACGAAAUGGUAAAGCGAAAUUCAAAUCGAAGAAUAUGCCGUCAAUAGCUACAGUGUCGACGAAAUCAUCAAUAAACCAAAAGUAUGUUGUUCCCAGCUGUAAAACGAAUCCAAAUGAUAAAACUAUGACAGCGAACCAAAACGUUGAGACUCAAAUCGAAAUGGCCAGACAAAGAAAUAUGUCGGUUGUUGAUCCUAUCGAUGAAGGAUUGGCAACAGAAAUUGAAACAUGUAUUAACAGAAACACUUGUUUGAAGGUUGAUGACGAAACAAAUUCCCUUUCAUGUACGGCUAUGAAAGACGCUGAAGUGUAUUAUCAUGGUUUACCGUCGUUAUACAAGAGCGAUAAAUUACCAAACCUCGUAGGUUCUUCAUUCCAAGAACUCACUCCCAGCUCACCAUUAUCACCGAAAAAUAACUCCAAGAAUGCUACUGAUAGCAAAUCAUCUUCGAAAGACUUUACUGAUUCACAUGGUACAGAUUCUUCGAAGGGACCUUUAUCAACUCAGUUAAACAGCCUGUCGCCAACAAAUACCUUCACUCCGGCACAUAUGCAUCCGCAUAAAAGCAGUAAAGCGAAACAUUUUAAUGGUUCCAAACUAAACACUUUUAAUCAAAAUAAUUGCAGGAACAACAAGUGCAAUUGUAUACGCAACCGAUAUCUAACUUCACUGAAUAAAGAUUUGGUCGUCAAUAAGAAAAGAACCUCUACUGGAAUGUCGUCUGCUAAAAAAAAGAAAACAAACGCAGUCGAUUCGAGCAACCAUCUGCUUUUUCGUAAAGGAAAAGAACAUGUUUUCGUUAAUAAUAUGAAAACAAUUUCACAAAGAAGCAUAAAAAAGCAACAGACUGACUCGGAAAAUGAUAAUUUGUUGAAAGAGAAACUGCUGAAAACUUUGGUCAGGUCCAACGAUUCGGCGGGGUCUACGUCGGAUAAUGAAGAUAAUAUUGGAGAAUACCAUAGAAAAUGUUUUCUGAGGAAAAAAGUGAAAAUUAAAAAAACCUGUUUGACGAAAGAAACAAAAUCUGAAAUGUUUAUCUUAAAGCUUCGUAAACAACCCAAGAAUCCUUCGUCUAAAUCAAAAUCAAAGUCUUUUGGUAAAGUCAACCCAAGAUAUUUCCAAGAGUUCAAAGAACUGGAAAAAAUCCUUCAAGAAACAGCGUCGAAGAUUUCCAAACCGCCACAAGUCCAGUACCAACCGUAUGUGUUCUCUUCUUUGAAGCCCUACUACGAUACAAGCUUGGUGCGGUAUAUGAUGAGACAACCACAAGCUCCUUUCCCGAGCUAUCGGAGCCGCCAAACAGCCACUGGUUUGUGUGACCCAACAGAAGACUUAAAGCUUGACACUUUAAUUCUACCGGAAAUACCUUCCAAGACAAUCAAGAGAAUUGAAAAACGAUAUGAAAAUGAGAAAGAACUCAUCCGCAAACAGAAAACGAAUUCACAGAAGAAAGUCGGCGAUGACUGGAAACAGAGAGAAAAGGACUUCUAUAGACAGGAAGUGAAACGUUUAAAGGAAGUGCAUCCAUCCAACAGAGCUAAUCUCUUAGCUUCGUAUAAUGCCUAUCUCCAGAACACUGUUGGGUCUCGCAAGGCUAUCACCGACUACAUCAACAAACUUUCUCUCUCUUCCAGAGUAAAAUGAAUUUCUGCUUCUAAUGUUUGUACGAUUAAAGAAAAAUUAAUUCGAAAUAAUAAAUCUGAAAAGAAAUAUUUUCUUGUAACAUAAACUAAGAAAAAAGUAUUCAUUUGGACCGUAUUAAACACCAUUCGCAAUAUAUUCCGUUCUAUCACAGUUGAACAAAUAUCUAUGUUUAUUUCUGAAUAUCUUUAGACCAAUUAACAAGUUAAAUUCUACUUGAAAGGAAUGCAAAUGUGAUAUGCAUGUGCACCGUUGUGUAAAGAAUAGGUUGUCGUCCCCCUCUCUCUAUUUCGCAUGUAUCCUGGAUUAACGUUAAUCUUAUCCCACCAUUCUAUUCUAUCCACAUUUGCUUUUAAAGACUCUCAGCGCAGGGAUCUGAACACUUUCAUAUUUUACACCAAACCAAACCAUAUUGCAGAAAAUGGAUCUCGGUUAGAAUUUUUGACCAACAAUUUUCAUUUAUUAGACAAAUCAAAUUACUACAACCAUUAGUGUAAAUGUGGCUGUGUAUUCCUCAGAUCUGUGUACUCUUAAUGCAAUUCUCAUGCAGAACCACCUUUUCAAUUACAAUACAUCCGGCGAGCUUCUGCACAGUUUUUGUUAACCUGAUUCCACUUGGAAAGUAUGGGUCGACCCGAGGCGAUAGAAAAUGAUCGUUGCCCCCAGAUGCCAUACAGCAAGAUCGAACAUGGAUCCUCGAUCAUAAUACGCAAACUCACAUUAUAUAAAUGGUCCCUGGACAUUCCUCCUCCUCAACUCCUAGGACUCAUAAUUAGGUUGGUUGGCUGGUUUCCAUGGUGUAUAAAUGGAUGAGACGAAUGCCAUUUUGCUCCUGAACGAGAAGCCAACCCGUUUCGGGGUGCACCCAUUGACAGCUGAGUGGACUGGAGCUAUGUUAAAUGAAGUGUUUCGUUUAAGAACACAACACGCCGCCCGGUCCGGGAAUCGAAACAACAAACAUGCGAUCGUGAGUGCAACACCCCAACCACUGGAUCACGCGUCUUCACACAUUCUACAAGACCACCCUAAAAUGUCCAUAACUUAACACACAUUCUAAACUAAUGAAAGUGUAUUAUUUACAUUUGACGGAUAUUUGUCCUCAUCUUGUUUGUUGUUAACACAACGUUUCGGCUGAUAUACCCUCCAGCCUUCAUCACUACGCCAUAUGCCCGUGGGCAUAUGGCGUAGUGAUUAAGAGCGCGGGCUACUAGCCCCAAGAUUCUGAGUUCGAUUCCAGGCAGUGACUUGAAUAAUAAUAAUAAUAAUAAUAAUAAUAAUAAUAAUAAUAAUAAUAAUAACAACAACAACAACAUUGAAAAAUACCUUAGGAAUGAGAACCCAGGUUCGAAAUUUCCCCAAGACACCUGAUGAAGGCUGGCGGGUAUAUCAGCCGAAACGUUGUGUUAACAACAAACAAGAUGAGGACAAAUAUCUGUCAAAUGUAAAUAAUUCCUCAUGUCUUAAAUAUAGAACUGUAAUGAAAGUUCAGCUAAAAUAUUCAAAGUUAUGUUGAUUACAGUUUAAUUAGGCGCAACAGUUCAAUAAAAUACAAAGAGAAAGUACAAAAUGGGAAAUGGAAUAAACUAUUUGAUUCUCCAUAAAUUCUUAAACUGUAAAUUAUCAGACUCCAUCUAAUCAUACAGAAGUGUGAAGGAGAUAGAAACAGCAGAAUGAUGACUUAAAUGGUUUGUAAUAUUUAGCUACAAACUAUUGAGUUCAAUUCCAACUAGUGUGGUUGUACCUUUCGUUAUUCUGGGCUAAUCGAAAAUAUAUACCAGUAAUUUACUGCGUCUGCUCAAGUAACUAUAUAACAGGACCACCACCCACACACCACCCGUCCCUUAAUCUGUAGCUUUAAGUGAAUAUCUCAACUUUAGCCAGCAGUGUAAAACAAGAGACACGGUUUCAAUCAUUGGUUUGGAUCCCUUUAAAAAAGCAAAUCGAAGAUCACAAUCUUUUUAUUUCUCUUCAAGCCUUUAUUCCCAGCCAAAAUAGAAACCAAUAUUUCAAAUUUUUUACCAUCAUUUAUAAUACUUGGAAUCGUACUUAUGUGACAUUUGAUAUGAGUCUUGUGUGUUGAGACUAAAACAAUUACAGCUUGAAAGACUCACUUUGGCCAUUCAAAGACGCACAAAGACUGUUGACCUCACUUAACCAUUUUUAGUGGAACUGCGUCAAUGACCAGGUCACAGACACUGCGACAAAUAUUUUGAUACCAAAUAAUAAAUGAUUUACAGUUUCUGUGUGGUUUUCAAUGGAUAAAACGAGUCUUCUACGCUGUAAUGGCAUUAAUAAUUUUAAUACUUUUUUAAUCUUUGCUACGACUGUUCACAGUCUUAUUUGUUUUUAGCAGUGGAACUCGAAGCAGAAAAAGCAAUAAAUAAUAGCAUGUGAAUACUAGAUUAGAAAUCCCUUUAGACGGAAAACACCAAAGGCUUCCUGGGGGACUCGAAGCCAUAUCUUCUGUAACGCUUACAGACGUUCUACUAUUGAUGUAUUACUUUCGUCUUAUAGAAAAUAAAGUUUUCAGCAAUUUGA